Messenger RNA from Paramacrobiotus metropolitanus, 2972 nucleotides. RefSeq names its product homeobox protein Meis1-like. Gene Ontology annotation, molecular function: RNA polymerase II cis-regulatory region sequence-specific DNA binding; DNA-binding transcription activator activity, RNA polymerase II-specific. The record is from RefSeq and is a predicted model, not a curated record. The coding region runs from base 856 to 2562 and encodes 568 amino acids. Gene Ontology annotation, biological process: eye development; positive regulation of cell population proliferation; brain development. The transcript has 10 exons. Lineage: Eukaryota; Metazoa; Tardigrada; Eutardigrada; Parachela; Macrobiotidae.
CAACAUAGCGAACAUACAGUACAAAUGCGAACGUACGGCGUGUCAAAUGCAGUGUGCAUCGCUGUUUCCUAUAAGUCGAAGACGGCGAAAUGAUGAUAUAUGUACGUCGUCUGUGAGAGAGGAGAAAUAGCUGCUGCUCUCGAAAUUCUUUCGCUCGACAGACUUGGACAGAUAUUAAAAAUAUUACACACCGUUGUGAAGAAGUUAUAGCGGGGAUUUGAGAAGUGUUAUAGCUGCGCGCGCCGGGAUGAUGACUUGACCGCGCAGUAAAUGCUUGCAGAGCUGUAUUUAAAUAUUUGCGGUUAGCCUGUAGCCUGUUAUCUUACCCCUGACGAUUGUGUCUGCUUCAUCUUAUCAAUUUAUCCAAUUUAUCAGCGUGAUUUAUUGGUGAAAGAAAAGAGUAUCAGACAUCCUGCUCCCUGAUUGGCCGACUAUCACUACUAUCAUCAAUACUGGUUGUUCAUUCGGCACACAAGAGUGUAUUGCUGAGAUUUUUCUUGUACAUUUCUCUCUUCGCUGGUUAUCGGGACACACAACUCUCCGCUUUGCACUAACCUGGCGUACAAAUCGGAAGCAUUUCUUGUUUAUGGCAAUAGAACAGUAUAACGAGUGAAUUUAUGGUUAUACUCUGCGUAUAUCGUUUUGAAGUUCUAAUUUACAUGACGGCUGCACGUCAACGUAGUUCAUGAUUGACGGCAGCGUCGUGACGAGCCGUGCAUGUGCGCCUGCCAGUGUUUUUGGAAGGCCAACACUAGCGCAUAUAUUCCUCUUAGUAGAUAUUUUUUGUUGAUUAAUUCUCCAACUGGCGGUUGGAGACAGGCAAGUUAAUUUAUUUGUAUUCUCGGAGCGGAAAUCAUGUAUCAUUAUGACACUGAUCCACUGCAUCAUCAGACACCGGUUUAUGGAAAUUCGGUAGUAACAUCCGCCGUAGCAGACAGGCAUGUGGCAGCCGGCAUGUACGGUGCCGCUGCUGCGGGAGUAAGUGGCUACAAUUCCCCGCCAGGACUAGCAAAUGCCCAGCCACAAUAUGCCGUUACCAAUAACCAUUGUCCGCAGUCGGCUACUGUGGAUGCUCAUAAACGCGAUAAGGAUGCCAUUUAUAGUCAUCCACUUUUUCCGCUGUUAACAAUGAUCUUUGAAAAAUGCGAGUUGGCUACUUGUACACCGCGAGAUUCAACAGUAGCGGGCGGUGAUGUGUGUUCAUCGGAAUCGUUUAACGAGGAUAUCGCCACGUUUGCCAAACAUUUACGUUCGGACAACUGCAAAGCAUCCUUUUUCAACUCAACGGACGAACUGGAUAAUUUGAUGAUUCAAUCUAUUCAAGUGCUCCGUUUCCAUUUACUGGAACUAGAAAAGGUCCAUGAGUUGUGUGACAAUUUUUGUACACGUUAUAUCGGCUGCUUGAAAGGCAAAAUGCCUAUUGACUUGGUGAUCGACGACCACGAUGGGGGCACGCCGACUCCAUCACGAGCCAACAGUAAUGACGGGGUCAGCUCCGAUGGUGAAGGGGAAAGUAACGGUGCCUUUUCGGAAAAUGCUAAUUUACCUGACAAUCAUCACGCCACAACAGGAACCACCUCCGCUGCCACAUUACCUCAUCAUAUGCCGGCCGUAUCGUCAGCCGGUAGCGGUGUAAUGCAGUCGUCGCCCGGUGUCGGAUUGCUGGGUGUCAGCAGUAACAAUAUUAAUGGUCAACGCAUGACCCAUCAUCCGGGACAAAUCGCUGGCAAUCAUGAUCGUCAGAACGAGCAGAACGCUUCACCCAGUUCCGUAUCGUACAAUCACCACGGGAGUGAUUCUCAGGCCAUGAAUGACCCUCAAGGUUCUCCCGUAAACGCCGUGCCACAGCCGGCUGUUAAUCACCUCCAGAAUCCUUCUCCUCACCCUCAUCUCCACAAUUCCAACAGUCGACCUAUCAGUCAGAGCAAUCACGCUUUUGACAAUAUGAGCGAAACAGGGGAUGGUAGCAUGUGUUCCGGAGAAAAUGCCGAUGGCGAGGAUGAUGAUGAUGAGCGAAGCAAAAAGCGCCAGAAGAAACGCGGCAUUUUUCCUAAAAUGGCUACAAACUGCAUGAGGGCGUGGCUGUUUCAGCAUUUACAGCAUCCAUAUCCAUCCGAAGAGCAGAAAAAGUCCCUGGCUCAGGACACCGGAUUAACGAUUCUCCAAGUUAACAACUGGUUCAUCAAUGCCAGACGGAGGAUUGUUCAACCGAUGAUCGAUCAAUCUAAUCGCGCAGGCAAGUCUCCUGUGGUGACUGUUUUCAAGUCGCGCCGGAGAAAGUCUUCCUCAGGUCAAUCUCCAGGUCCCUCCCCCGGGCCUCACAGUGCCUACAGUCCCGAUCCUUCCGGCCUGAUGCAGGGCUAUGCGCAGCAGCCGCCGUUAGGAAUGGCCGGUUAUCCUCAAAUGCAUGAUUCCUGGUCAACGCAGAAUGCCGCACAGCAUCUGUACCACAGCCAAGCGCCGUCAUUCUAUCCUCCACCGCAUCACAUGAUGAUGGCCGCUCAUCCCUUUCAAAGCAUGCACGGAAUGGAUCCCAGUCAGUGUAUGGAUCUUCACGGCUAGAAACCACCACGGUUUCCCGCUAAAUCUGGAGCGUUCCUACGCUUGCUGUUCAUCAUCUGAAAAAUUCUAAGGGGGGACGCCCACAUCGUCAUAUGGCUCAGGCAAAUGCAGACAGCAUUAUUGGUGGUGACCACGGAUAUACACUGUCUAUGUUCGUUAUAACGUGGUCGGCCUUUCUCUGGAAAUAAUUAUUUGGAAAUUACGCUUAGGAAAAAACCCUGUGCAAGACUAAAGGAGAACAGAACUAUGUAUUUUUAUUAGUAGCGGUACUGAAUUAUGCCGCAUUUUUCAAAUAUGUAGGAAAAUCAAUAAUUCGUGCAGAAAAACGUUGGGUAAUGAGAAAAACUAACCUCAUCUUGGUCGCAAUGCGCAAAUGACCGUAUAGGAUUUUUGUACAAUAAAAUGUCGCA